Molecule: messenger RNA, 1760 nt
Organism: Zea mays
Lineage: Eukaryota; Viridiplantae; Streptophyta; Magnoliopsida; Poales; Poaceae
Product: patatin-like protein 2
Exons: 6
Coding region: 231-1448 (405 amino acids)
Biological process (GO): lipid metabolic process
Molecular function (GO): monoacylglycerol lipase activity; glycerophospholipase activity
Source: RefSeq, a predicted model, not a curated record
CACUCGCAUUACUUUGACGACCCUGUAUAACCCUGCAGCUGAGGCAACAUUGUUGCUUCUUCCUCGAGUUAAUCCAGGCUCCUGCAUGUGUUUAUAUAAAGACGACCUUAAUAAUGCUCGCUCUGCUUCUCAGUACUACCUCCACGACAUCGUGUUCCUUGUCAAGUUCUCAUAACUCAUAGUGCAUACAUACAUAUAUAGCUUGCUUUGUGUGCCAUCGGAAUCGCGAAAUGGCAAGCGCUAGUUCUGCACAAGGCGCACACGAGACAGACCCUGAGAAGGUGAAGCUCGUCACCGUCCUGAGCAUCGACGGUGGCGGCGUCAGAGGGAUCAUCCCCGCCACCAUCCUCGCCUUCCUAGAAGAGAAGCUGCAAGAACUGGAUGGACCGGACGCUAGGAUCGCCGACUACUUCGACGUCGUUGCCGGCACGAGCACCGGUGGUCUCCUGGCGGCGAUGCUCACGGCCCCUGGCCAGGACCAUGACGGACGUCGACGGCCACUCUUCGACGCCAAGGAUCUGGCGCAGUUCUACAUCGACCACUCGCCCAAAAUCUUCCCACAGAAGAACUGGAUCCUGUCCAAGAUCGCCGGCACGCUGAGGAUGGUGAGGGGGCCCAAGUACGACGGCAAGUACCUCCAUGGCCUGCUUCGCCAGCACCUCGGCGACAUGAGGCUGGACAAGGCGCUCACCAACGUGGUCAUCCCGACCUUCGACAUCGCGCUCCUGCAGCCCACGAUUUUCUCAAGCUUCGAGCUGAAGCGCCGGCCGUCGAAGAAUGCACUCCUGGCGGACAUCUGCAUCAGCACCUCGGCCGCGCCGACCUUCUUCCCGGCACACUACUUCGAGACGGAAGACGGGGACGGGAGGACCAGGGCCUUCAACCUCGUCGACGGAGGCCUCGCCGCUAACAAUCCCACACUGUGCGCCAUGGGCCAGGUGUCCAAGGACAUCAUCCUCGGGGACGACGACUUCUUCCCGGUGAAGCCGGCGGACUACGGCAAGUUCAUGGUCAUCUCCGUUGGCUGUGGGUCGAACCGGGACCGCAGGUACAGCGCCAAGGCCGCCGCCAAGUGGGGCAUCUUCAACUGGCUCAUCAAGGACGGCACGGCUCCCAUCAUCGACAUGUUCAACUCCGCCAGCGCCGACAUGGUCGACAUCCACCUCUGCGUCCUCUUCAGGGCCCUCCAUUCCAGCGAAAACUACCUGCGCAUUCAGUAUGAUCAACUGACGGGCAGCGCGGGCUCCAUCGACGACUGCUCCAAGGAGAACAUGGAUAAGCUGGUGCAGAUCGGGAAGGACCUUCUCAGCCAGAACGUCUCCCGGGUGGACCUAGAGACUGGCAAGAACAUGGACGUCCCCAGCGCGGGCACAAACGCCGAGCAGCUCGCCAAGUUCGCGAAGCAGCUCUCUGACGAGCGACGCCGGCGCCAGAAGCUUUCAAAGUAGCGGUACUGAAAAGAAAAAAAGAAGAAAUAAAGAUUUUGUAACGACGCUUCAACUGCCGAUCAUGCAUAGGGCAUUGGUUUAAACAUUCUCCAGCUGCUUGCACUUUCAUGCUCUGGAACGUGUGUUCCGUUCAUUUCAUGGCGCUUUUGUUGUCACGUAGUAUUAUUACCUGGUUUGCAUUGAUCAGAUACUAUCAAUAAGGUCAUCGGUUUUACUUGUGAAAGUUGCUUUGUCAGGUCUUAAGUGCAUGCACACAGCAGCACUCAUCAUUUUUCUGUGCGAAUACGAGGUUGAAAGAUUGGUUUGUGAUGA